AUGCCCAGCAGACGGAGCAUGAACUUGGCCCGACCGCCGACUCCAUCGUGCAUCGUGCAACUGCGACUGGACGGGACUGCUGUCACCGACACGGCGACACCCCACCCCCCGCAUUCGAGACACCCUCACACCUUUGAAGACUCGGGUGUUCUACCCUUCUUCAUACCGUCCAGUGGUGUCUGGUCUCUGUACCCCCAAAGAGAUGCCCGUGGCAAAUACCAUGGCGAGUACGCACAAAGGCCCGGUCGGCCCCCUGCGCCAUCGUUGCUCGCAAUGCUCAGCAACAGGCACCCAACUGCUCCGGUUGCCCACCGCGCCCAACACAAGGCCACCUGCAACAAGAUCAAGAAAGCACGCGCCAAGCUCGCCCAAGAAGACCACGGCGUCCGCAACGCUACGCCGGACUUCAUGACCCCCGCCAACGCCUUCGAGACUGACGCCGGCCGCUUCUGGGGCAUCCUCAGUACGCGCGACUACAUGCGUGCGCGUUACGGCCUCGCGGAGUAUCUGCGUCUAUCAGGGACGCUCGACGGCGUCCAGGAGGCCCUCAGUCAUAUGCAAGACAUGAUCAGACUGUGCCGGAGCGACAAUAUGGGGCUGCGCGACCUGGUUCCGGCUCUGAUGCUGCGGCUGGACCUCGACCAGGAAUGCUAUGAUUUUGUCAAGUGGUGGGCAACGUGUGAUCCAGACGGGAACUACGACUGGGGCGACCUGACUCUGCCACACCUCAACCUCCGCGGGGCUGACGCUUUCGAGGAUCCGAAUUUCUUGGGUGGUAAAUUCGCACCCUUGAACCACACAGUUGCUAUUCUGCUACUGAAACUCAAGAUCCUCGUCGAUGUACGCAACUUGAAGGUAACACGCAAAGUCCUUGCCUCGCAUCGCCUCCCGUUGGAGCUUUGCGAACCAGUCGAGCUAUCGGUGGUCCGGAGCCCCCUCUCCACCAAACUCCAGAGACUGUCUCCAGAGUCUCUUUCACGAACAGAGGAGAACCUCCUGGACCAGAUCCGUGAGCUCGGCGCAAAGCUGGUUGAAGCCAACAAGCACUUCAUGUUCUCCCUCUUUGAACCGGACGAACCGCUCUGCGACGAGCCCGAGGCGUACUCGAUGGGCUCCUGGGAAGAAAUGGCCCGCGCCAUGCAGAGCUCGUACGCCGCAUUCUGGGAGACGGAAGGAGUCCUGGACCUGCUGAAUGAUGCGCGCGCGUGCGCUGGACGAGACUCGGAAAACGAGAUUGACGACAUGAUGGACGGUGAGACGUUCAAGUCGAGGCCUGGCUCACGCCGGACGAAGGAGGAGCUGCUGGCGGAUGUGAGCGUGAAUCGCAUUUGGGGAUAUCUCGACUAUGCAGUCGAGAACGCCUCGUACUUGGGUCCCUGGUCCGAGCGGCCUUCCGAGAGGCACACACGGGAGAACAGGGAGGCUUGGGCGAACGCUAUUGCAGAGGACGAGGAGGACGAGUCGUGGAGUAGUGAUGAGGAUUAG
Messenger RNA from Thyridium curvatum, 1485 nucleotides. RefSeq lists its product as uncharacterized. The transcript is spliced from 2 exons. The record is from RefSeq and is a predicted model, not a curated record. NCBI's taxonomy places the organism in Eukaryota, Fungi, Ascomycota, Sordariomycetes, Thyridiales, Thyridiaceae. The coding region runs from base 1 to 1485 and encodes 494 amino acids.